UUCGAAUUUUCAGCGCGCAACGGGUAUUUGGCGAUUCUGCGUUUACUGCACUGAGCUCCGUUGACUUUUGACGAGCCUACUGACCCCGACUGUGGAUAGGGAAGAGACAUGAAUUACCCGCCCAGCACUCGUCGGACCCGUAAAGCUCCGGCCAAGUCAGACCUAUACUCAACCUUCGUUGUCCACUCUGGUUCCGAAUCCGAAUCCGAAUCCGGUUCUCGCAACUCCAAACCUAAACCACUAGGUUCUCGUGAACCGGACCUUUACGCCACCAUGAUUUACAAGGACGGCGACGAAGAAGAUGAAGAUGACUCCUCGCUUCCUCCUCUCCUCAAACGUCUUCCUAAAGACUUCGGCGGCGGUCCUACAGACUUUGACGACGAUGACGACGCCGGAGAUUUUGGGACCGUGAUCGUGAAACCCGAUCGCGGACGUAACGCUCGCGGUCAAUCGUCGUAUUCGUUUAAGCCUCCGGCAGCGGCUGUGGCGAGCCCGAUGAGGGCUAGGAGAGAUGGACUGGAUGUUGAUGAUGAUGAUGAUGAUGAUGAGGAGGAGGAGGAGGAUGGAGAUGGAGAAGGUUUUGGGACGUUUGUGGUGAGAUCGACGGUGAGGAGUGAGAGGGAAGGGAGCGGGACGGUGGUGAAGAGAGCGGUGGCGAGUAUGGGAGAGCUAGGGUUUGGCAAACAAAAGAGAUCUACUUCGACUACGUCUUUGCAAGGGGAAGAGAAUCGGUUCUUGCAAAAUAGUAAGGCUUCCUUGAGUUCGAUUCCUGAUAACGUUACCAGAGAAGAUCCUUCCACCAAAUAUGAAUUGCUCAAUGAACUCGGGAAAGGAUCUUACGGGGCUGUUUACAAGGCUAGAGAUAUAAGAACUUCAGAGCUUGUUGCCAUUAAAGUUCUAUCUUUAUCUGAAGGGGAACAAGGGUAUGAAGAAAUUCGUGGUGAAAUUGAGAUGUUGCAGCAGUGUAGUCAUCCAAAUGUUGUUCGGUACCUUGGUAGCUACCAAGGGGAUGAAUAUCUUUGGAUAGUAAUGGAAUAUUGCGGAGGUGGAAGUGUUGCUGAUUUAAUUAAUGUUACUGAGGAGCCUUUAGAGGAGUAUCAGAUAGCUUAUAUAUGUAGGGAAGCUUUAAAGGGCCUUGAAUAUUUGCACUCAAUUUUUAAAGUUCAUAGAGAUAUCAAGGGUGGUAAUAUCUUGUUAACUGAACAAGGAGAGGUGAAGUUGGGUGACUUUGGGGUAGCAGCACAGCUUACCAGGACCAUGUCAAAACGCAAUACAUUUAUUGGCACUCCACAUUGGAUGGCACCAGAAGUUAUUCAGGAAAGUCGCUAUGAUGGAAAGGUUGAUUUAUGGGCACUUGGUAUAUCUGCGAUUGAAAUGGCAGAGGGACUUCCUCCAAGAGCAGCAGUGCAUCCAAUGAGGGUUAUAUUUAUGAUAUCUAUUGAGCCAGCUCCAAUGCUUGAGGAUAAAGAAAAAUGGUCUCUUGUCUUUCAUGAUUUUGUUGCUAAGAGCCUUACAAAGGAUCCACGUCUACGCCCUACUGCAUCUGAGAUGUUAAAGCACAAAUUCAUUGAGAAAUGCAAAUGUGGAGCUUCUGUAAUGUUGCCAAAGAUUGAGAAGGCAAAGCAAAUAAGGGCUGCAAUGGUUCAACAAGCACAAAUUCUUACUCCUACAAUUUCUGAACCUAAUCCAAUGGUAGGUUCAAAUUUAAAUGAUGAUUAUGGAGAUACUGUUCCAUCAAGGCCUCAGGAUAUGGGUCUUCAAGUUGCAAAUGAAGCUUCUACAGCUGGUACUUUGAAUAAGCAUAACAUAUUAGGUGGUGUGGAAGUGACGUAUGAAGGGGAGUUUGGCACUGUAAUAGUUCACAAUGAGGGUGUGUCACAGAAGCCAUUUGCUCAAACUGAACUUCACAAUGGUAAAGAAGCUUCAACUGUCCUUGAACAUGUUGAAAGCAAGUUGAUUAAUGGCACAGGGAGGCAGCUAGCUGAAUCACUGUUGGAUAACAGAAAAGGUGCUUCAGGAAACAACGCUACUGUGAAAGAAUCAAACAUAAUGGCUCAGGGAUCUUCUCCUUCAACAUCUGUCCUCGGUGACCAGAAAAUGAGGUCAGACAGUGUACCUCAGGCAAGGACGAAAGAUGGCAGUGAAAUCAGUAGUAGCAAAUUGAAGACUGAAACCGUCAGCAAGAAAAAUGCUUUUGCUUUACAAGAUAAGCUCUUUUCAAUAUAUGCAGCCGGUAAUACAGUACCCAUUCCAUUCUUAAGGGCAUCGGAUAUAUCCCCAAUUGCCCUUUUAUCAGACAAUAUCCUCGGAGGCAUGCAGCAGGAUAGCACUGGAACUGUGGCAGUUGAAGCACUGCAGGAACUUUUUGCCGGUGAUGGACAAUCGAAAAAAGGUCGAAGAGCACAAAACGAGGUGCCACUUCCUCCUAGUGUUUACCAAAGACUCACUUCAAGUUCUACGCUAAUGAACCUGGCACAGGCCCUAGCUUACCACAAAAUGUGCUACGAGGAGAUGCCACUUCAAGAGUUGCAGGCAACACAGGAGCAGCAAACCAUCCAAAACCUAUGCGACACACUAAGAACCAUUCUCCGGUUAUAGAUAGUCGAAUGCUACAUUUCUUUUUUCGGUUGAUGUAUGUUAUUGUUAUUGUCCCGGUUGCUUUAAGAUACUGUAGGGUAUGUUGUAUUAUAUAAGGUUAUACAUGAUGGCAAAAUGAAAUGCAAUCUAAAUCAAGCUUUGAAGCGUA
Messenger RNA from Gossypium raimondii (Peruvian cotton), 2746 nucleotides. RefSeq names its product serine/threonine-protein kinase 1. The coding region runs from base 109 to 2598 and encodes 829 amino acids. The record is from RefSeq and is a predicted model, not a curated record. NCBI's taxonomy places the organism in Eukaryota, Viridiplantae, Streptophyta, Magnoliopsida, Malvales, Malvaceae. Gene Ontology annotation, molecular function: protein kinase activity; ATP binding. The transcript has 18 exons. Gene Ontology annotation, biological process: protein phosphorylation; intracellular signal transduction; regulation of MAPK cascade.